This is a messenger RNA of Hydra vulgaris (swiftwater hydra), 519 nucleotides long. RefSeq lists its product as uncharacterized. Lineage: Eukaryota; Metazoa; Cnidaria; Hydrozoa; Anthoathecata; Hydridae. The record is from RefSeq and is a predicted model, not a curated record.
AUAAGAUAAUAAAAUGAACAACAAAUAAUUUUUGUAAACAGUGACAUGAUAACAUUUAAUUCAUAUUUAUUUUCGGUUAUAACAUUUGUUAGCAGUAAUGAGUGAAACCAAUAAUUUGACUCCAAAGCCAGCACCAAAAUCUAGGUAUGGUCCAAGCUUUGAUGAAAUAGAGCGACGGGAUCCUUUACAAUGGCAUGCAGCACACAGAGCUUGGGUUUUAGAGCGCAUAGUGGAACAGCAAAUGGUCGUUGUUUACAAAAGUCGUUUGGCAACCUGUUAUUUAAAAGAACAAGAAAACUUUCGUGUAAACUGUAAAAAGCAAGUUCUUGAUUAUUGGAACGCUUUCCAAGCGUGGAAGAAAAAAGAUUGGGGUGUAGCCGAAGAAGGAUCUGUCUAUAGGUUUAAAGUACCUCUUGAAGAAUAUUACAAGGAAGUAGAGCAGCUUUAUGAAAACAAAAAGAAUCAAGAAAAUUUGAGUUAAUUUAUUUUUUAUAUUGUCACAUAAAAAAAUCUUGGUUA